AUGUUUUCAAUUCUUUAUAAAUUCUCCAGUUACCCUAAAUGCACUCUACAUGAAGAUUAUGGUCGCCUUUUGGAGAGCAGACAAUUCUGUGAUAUUACUUUUAUUGUGGGAGAGGAGAAAGUCGAAAUUCCAGCUCAUAUUGCAUUGGUUGCUGCUCGUUCACCAUUACUUCGUGCCAAAAUUCGGAGAGCAAAAGCUCAGCUGGCUCAAGAAGUCGCAGCAAAUGAUGCAGCCAAUUGCCAAAAUGAAGACAUACAGCAGCAAUCAUCUUCUUCACAUCAAAAAGAUUCAUCCAGUCGACUCAAAGUUAUUAUUCCUGAUGCUGUUCCUAAAGCUUUUGAAAUGGUUCUUUCUUACAUUUAUACUGAUCGAAUUCAUCCAACACAAAAAGGUCAAGAGCCAAGCAGUAAUGAAGUUAUUCUCCUUAUGAUGGAUGUGUAUCGGCUUUCUGUACAGUUUAAUAUGACCCGGCUUGAACAACUCUGUAUUAAUUAUCUUGAGGCUUGUAUUGGACACAAGAAUGUUCUAGUUGCUUUACAGAAUACAGCUAAACUUAAACUUGAUUUCAUUAAGGAAUACUGCUUAAAAUUUAUAGUAAAAGAAAGCAAUUACAGUCAGAUUAUUAUGAGCAAGGAAUUUGAAACGAUAGAUCAACCCCUGAUGGUAGAAAUUAUCCGUCGAAAGCAUCAACCCCAGUUUAGAACUUUGCCUGAUCCACACCCUGAUCCUAAUAACUCAAAUACAUUGGAAAAAGACAUGGAAACGUUUUUGAAAGUAGUUGGCCAUGAAUUCUGUGAUAUAACCCUGAUGUUGGAUGGUGCUCCAAUCCCAGCACACAAGUCAAUUUUGGCAGCCAGGAGCAGUUAUUUUGAAGCUAUGUUUCGAUCAUUCAUGCCAGAAGAUAACACAGUGAAAAUUGCCAUCGGGGAAAUGGUGCCUUCUCAGCAAGCUUUCCACAGUCUGAUGCGCUAUAUUUAUUAUGGAGAUGUAACAAUGCCGCCUGAAGAUUCUCUCUAUUUAUUCUCAGCUCCUUAUUUUUAUGGGUUUACAAACAACAGAUUGCAGGCAUUCUGUAAACAUAAUUUGGAAAUGAACGUCUCUUUCAAGAAUGUAGUGCAGAUUCUUGAAGCCGCUGACAAAAUUCAGGCUUCUGACAUGAAGAAACAUGCACUGAACAUCAUUGUGCAUCAUUUUCCAAAAGUAGCGCGUUUGCCCCAAAUUCGCAGUCUGACAAGGGAACUUCUGCUUGAUAUUAUUGAGGCACUGGCCAAUGAUAUGAACGAGGCACGUCUCUUCCCAGUUUUGGGGUGCAUACAUCCACAACUCAACACACACUAUCAAAAUUACCAGCAGCAUAUUCAGAUCUUCAUUACGUUGAGCCUGACCAUCGAGAUUGAUAUUUCCCCUAUAAAUAUGUGCCAUGUCGUAACUUACAGAUGA
Messenger RNA from Acanthosepion pharaonis, 1440 nucleotides. NCBI's taxonomy places the organism in Eukaryota, Metazoa, Mollusca, Cephalopoda, Sepiida, Sepiidae. The record is from the annotation of a GenBank genome assembly.